GAAAUAAUAGGAGGAUCAAUCUAAACAAAACACGAAUACUGGACAAAUAAUAAAUAAAUGUAUGUUUUUGAACGGGUAACUAAUUAUGAAUAAUAUAAUCAUGAUUUGGUGAUAUCACCGUAAUGAGAUUGAGUGUUAUAAUUUGAAUUCAAAGUAACUACUGUUUUCCUUCAACUUGUAAAUAAUUUUUUAUAGUAUUGAUUUUAUUGAUCAGGCUAUUUGUAUUUGUGUUGGCAAAAACGGGUAGCAAGGUAUGAAUGCAGAUAAUACUAAUUGGAUACAGCUAUUUGAUAUCACUGAAAUAAAUAAACACCAGAGAGGCUUUGUUAUAUACAAAGUGAUUUCAAUAUUAUAUCCUAAAAGAUGUCCUGAAGCAGUUACAAAACUGAGUGUGUGGAAACGUUAUAAUGACUUUAAAAAAUUAUAUAGAGACAUGAAAAUUCUUCAUGGAAAUUAUAACUUGCCUGAUAAAUUUCCAUCUCUCUGUAGAGGAACAUUCUUCAAAAAGUAUGAUGAACAUUCCAUAACAGAAAAAAAGCAAAGUGCUCUGAAUUUCUUGGAAUAUAUUGGCAGUCAUCAUCAACUAUUCACAUCUAAGGAAUUUGUUAAGUUCUUUGAAACAAGUUAUAUGCCUAUUAAUCAUCUGAAUGGCAACAUAAGCAGUAUCAAGGCUGAUUUGAAUUUACCUGAUGAUCCAGAAUUUGUGAGAAAUUCUGAUGAUGAGCUUAACAGUGAUUCUGAUUCAAUCUCUACUUUGAGUAGUGUUAAUCUACUUGACACCUCAUCUUCUUCAUUAAUUUCAGAUAGACUUGCAAGAAAUGCCUCCUCAAGAACACCCGGCUCUCCACAAUCUCUGCAGAUUUUAAAAAAUGGCAGAACACAUUCAGAAGUUUGUUCGAAUGAAGAUGAUUUUAUGAAAUAUGUAGAAGAGCUAGAAACUAAUGGAAACUACGAAGAGGCCCAUAAAACCUGUGUAACAGCUACUGAUUUUUUAAGAGAAAGUCUGAGUAAUGAGAAUGAUUAUGACAAGAAAAGGUCCAUACAACAUAGAAUUGAAUUAUGCUGUUUGAGAGCAGAAAGAUUGUAUAACAUGUACUUAUCACCAGAAGUGAAAAAUUUGCUAUCCAAAGUUGAUCCGGUAAUAAAAAGAAGUAGUAUACAAAAACCGGCAAUAUCAGAAAUUUAUAAGUACAACGUCAUAAGGAAAGAAGAAUCAGGAAUGCUUGUUUUACAUCCAGAUACUCAAAAGAAAUUCUAUGUGAAGGUGAUUAACAAAACAACAUCAUUUUCAGAUGACAAUUUGAUUAUACCUGAAAGUAUACCAUACAUGGUGCAGUUACACAACUUCUAUAAUUGUGAUAAUUCAAUUUUUCUCAUAUUAGAAUAUGUGAAGGGUUCAAAGCUAUCUGAUUAUUUGAACAAAGUUAGACUGAAAUUCGAGAAUAAUGAAACAGUUGAGAAUUUAUAUGACAAAGCUGUUGAUCUAGAUAUUCCAGAUGAUGAUUCAGAAAAUAGUUUUACCGAUCUUGUAACCAAAUACACCAAAGUAAAAACAGAUAUUGAGAGUAAUGAUUUUGAGGUUAUCUCAAAAGAUGAUAUCUCCCAAACUGUACAUCCAGUUUCAUUGCCACAAACAGAGUCAACUUUUAGUUACAGGCAAAGGAGCUCAUCAAUACCUACUAUAAAUAUUGAAGCGGAACAAAAUGUAGACUUACUGCAUCAUGAGAUUAUUGUCAAAUGGGCUGCCCAGUUAAUAUUGGCUCUUGAAAAACUUCACACUUUAGGAAUUAUAUGUAAAGAUUUACGUUUACAUAACUUACUUAUAAAUGAAAAGGGUAACCUUACCCUAACUUAUAUGUGUAAUGCCAAAGAUUCAUACGAUAUUUUCAUAAAUAAAAGAGAUUUAAAUUUAGCUCCUGAAGUCCAAGGAAUCGGCCCAGAGGGAGAAGAAGCUGAUUGGUGGAGCUUUGGAGCCAUAUUUUAUGAAAUUUUAGUAGGCAUGAGCAUAAAUGACUUACAUCCUGAAUAUUUUCAUCAGACUACUAUUUUAAGGAUUCCAAAGUACGUAUCCCCGGAAGGAAGGUCGUUAUUACGACAAUUAUUAGUUUAUGAACCCAAAAAACGUUUAGGAGCAGGACCUCAUGGUGUUGACAAUUUGAAAUCCCACCCUUUUUUCAAAGGCAUAGACUGGAAUGCCUUACUUGAACAAAGCUUUAAUUGAUUCUACUCUAUUUAUUCAAGGAAUAAUUUAUUGAUUUACAUUAACUCAGUAUUCAAGGCCCGAUCAUUUAUAAUAUGUAUGAAUGUAUAUGUUGGGUAAGACUGAAGUGAUACAAGGAUUUGUUAAUCUUCAUGAAAAUAUAUAUAGUAAUAUAUAAAACUAAAGUUAUUUUGUUAAAAAAAUUAAUUUAUUUAUUAAUGAGUCAUUCUCAAAAUGUUCAAAACGAAGGAUAGUAUUAAUUAUUUUAUGUUCCUAUUUCUUCAAUAAAAUUAUUUGAUUUA
Harmonia axyridis is the source of this 2502-nucleotide messenger RNA. Its product is annotated as ribosomal protein S6 kinase delta-1. The transcript has 2 exons. The record is from RefSeq and is a predicted model, not a curated record. Gene Ontology annotation, biological process: protein phosphorylation. Bases 254 to 2221 code for a protein of 655 amino acids. Lineage: Eukaryota; Metazoa; Arthropoda; Insecta; Coleoptera; Coccinellidae. Gene Ontology annotation, molecular function: protein kinase activity; ATP binding; phosphatidylinositol binding.